AUGCAUUUUUCUCCGGCCAAUUCUGCCAAUAUCGUUACCGAGUUUAUGGGCACGGCGUUCCUCCUGGCUCUUCUUGGAGGUUUCUUAGCUGACGCAUUCCUCUCCACUUACGCCAUCUAUCUGAUAAGUGCUACAAUAGAAUUCGUGGGACUGCUCGUACUAACGGUGCAAGCUUGCAUGCACUCUCUGACACCUCCAGUCUGUGCAUCAACCAAUAGGAAUUCUCCAUGCAAGGAAGUUGAUGGGGGAAAAGCUGCAUUACUGUUUUCAGGCCUUUAUGUAGUGGCACUGGGUGUAGGUGGGAUAAAAGGUUCCCUCCCCUCACAUGGAGCUGAGCAGUUUGACGAAAGCACGCCAAAGGGAAGGAAACAGAGGUCAACUUUCUUCAAUUACUAUGUGUUCUGCCUUUCCUGCGGGGCUUUAUUUGCCGUGACAUUUGUGGUGUGGAUAGAAGACAACAUAGGAUGGCAAUGGGGUUUUGGAAUCUCCACUGCAACAAUAUUGAUCUCUAUCCCAAUCUUCCUCUUGGGAUCGCCUAUUUACAGGACAAAACUUCCAACAGGAAGCCCUAUUACAACAAUACUCAAGGUUUUGGCUGCAGCAGUUUUCAACACUAGCAUGUACAAAAAAUCACACAACACUGUUGUAAGCAUGAAUACGAGCGCGUCAUCCUCAGCUGAUAUCCAGGAAUUCGACCAUUCCAUAGAAAAUGCACCAAUUCAGACUGCAUCCGAAGGCCUAAAGUUCCUUGACAGAGCAGUGGGCAAGCCUGUACAUCCAGCGCUAGCAUGCACAGUUAAACAAGUCAAAGAAGUGAAGAUAGUUAUAAAGAUUCUCCCCAUCUUCAUGUCUACCAUUAUACUCAACUGCUGCCUUGCUCAGCUCUCUACGUUUUCUGUCCAACAAGCAGCAACCAUGAACACAAAGGUUGGAUCUUUAAUGGUCCCUCCGGCUUCUCUGCCCGUGUUUCCUGUUGUCUUCACCAUUGUUCUUGCACCAGUCUAUAACCAUAUCAUAGUCCCAAUUUCUAGGAAGAUAACCAGAACUGAAACGGGUAUCACUCAUUUACAAAGAAUCGGAACAGGACUGGUUCUUUCUAUUGUGGCCAUGGCUGUUGCCGCUUUGGUAGAAAUAAAGCGGAAACAGGUAGCAGUCCAAUCUGGUCUGAUGAACUCCACUGAAACUCUUCCCAUUACAUUCCUGUGGAUUGCUUUGCAAUACUUGUUCCUGGGAUCCGCCGAUCUUUUCAGCUUGGCUGGCAUGAUGGAGUUCUUCUUCACAGAGGCCCCCUUCAGCAUGAGAUCCCUGGCCACAGCACUUUCCUGGGCGUCAUUGGCAAUGGGUUAUUACCUUAGCUCAGUUCUCGUGUCCAUAGUCAACAAAAUCACUGGUACAUUCCGACACACACCAUGGCUUUCUGGCAGCAACUUAAAUCAUUAUCACCUCGAAAGGUUUUACUGGUUAAUGUGCACAUUGAGUGGACUGAAUUUUCUGCAUUACCUCCUUUGGGCAAGGCAUUACAAGUACAGAUCAAUAGGGCCUGACAAUCAGAAAGAAAUUCAAACAGGGAGUAGUUCCACAGAGGUCUAG
Thlaspi arvense is the source of this 1590-nucleotide messenger RNA. The record is from the annotation of a GenBank genome assembly. NCBI's taxonomy places the organism in Eukaryota, Viridiplantae, Streptophyta, Magnoliopsida, Brassicales, Brassicaceae.